AUGAUGGAUUCAAUGCAUGUGAAGAAACGUAUGCCAACCGGAGUCUCAUCUGAAAUGUUGGUGCGAUGUGUGGGCCGACCAAAGAAGGAGUUGGACAACGAGUCGCGCGCCCGACGGGAUGUGGCCAACAAUCACGAGCGCAAACGCAUGCAGUCUAUCAACGAUGGCAUUCAGGCGUUGCGGCGGAUAUUGAGACACAAAGACAUCGAUAAGUUAAGUAAAGCCACGGUUUUGUUGAGAGCGGCCGAACACGUGCUCCGACUCGAGUCGGAACUGACGGCCGUCGCCGACGAAAACUAUCGGCUCAAGUGUCUCGUCAAACAACUCUUUCACAGCCAGGCUUUCGUCCAACCCAUGCCUUUCCCACCACCGCCUCAACAGCCCUACUCUCCCGACAAUAAUUGUUAG
This is a messenger RNA of Medioppia subpectinata, 408 nucleotides long. NCBI's taxonomy places the organism in Eukaryota, Metazoa, Arthropoda, Arachnida, Sarcoptiformes, Oppiidae. The record is from the annotation of a GenBank genome assembly.